GUGCUUCAAAAGUCAAACGGCAAGCUGGACAGCAGGACGCAAUGAGCAACGCCAACACCGCAGCAACCGUCGCCACCGAGGCCGCCAUGGCCGCGCGCACCACCAACAGUUCAAGCGCCAUGCUUCGGCGCAUCGUUGCAUUCGACAUGGACGGCGACGCUGCGCUGCUUGCCGGACAGGACACGGACGCCACGAUGGAUCCGAACGCCAUCACCAGCCAUUGCGCGUCGCCUCGCCGCGUCACAUCGCCCGUACUGGAGGACGAUAACAAGACGCCAGCCGGGCGCGACUCUGACAAACAGCUCGUCGCACAACACAACUCGACGUCGUUCCGCGUCCGCAACGCCAAGGCCCGGUCGCCUCGUGCCGAGUCGGAGAAGGCGCCCAAGCGCGCACGCGUCAACCCGACGGCCGCGACCGGCGCCUAAGUGCGACCACGCCCUGUACCAAUGCUCAGCAGCAUACCAUCCUUACUCGAUUGCCACCAUACUGCAACACGAUUGUGUAAAUAACGACGCCGUCAUGGCUCUUUUUGUUG
Molecule: messenger RNA, 538 nt
Organism: Saprolegnia diclina VS20
Lineage: Eukaryota; Oomycota; Saprolegniomycetes; Saprolegniales; Saprolegniaceae
Exons: 1
Coding region: 42-428 (128 amino acids)
Source: RefSeq, a predicted model, not a curated record